AUGACAUACGCCAGUAUAAUACAAGUGUACUUAAUAAAAUCCGAUAAAUCUGAGAAAGCAUAUAGUGGUUGGACAUGUGGUGGAGUAAUCGUGAGUCCUGAAUAUAUUGUAACGGCAGCCGCUUGCAUAGAAGAUGUUCAAUAUCUAUAUGCUAUCGCAGGAUAUAAAAAGUACGUGCCAUCUACAGAUGUUGACAACGACAAGUGUACAAAAGAGAUGAAAAAGAAAAUUGUAUAUACGUGUGUUCCAAAAUCUUACCAGUUUGAUUACGGUAAUGUAGGAAAGUGGUCUGCUAUAGACAUAGGCGUAGUCAAAGUCGAGUCGCCUUACAACUUCGACGAUAACAGAUACCAAGAGAUUUGUUCAUAUAAACCAAAUAAGAUCAAUAUUAAUUAUGAUCCCAAAUACCAAGAGCCCGGAGUAGACGCCCUAGUGAUGGGAUGGGGGCAUCUGGAGAAAUGGAGGCAACCCGGGGAUGACACGAUUUAUACUCAAACGGAGCCUCGAUAUGCAUCAACGCAAAUUUUAAAUAAAAAGAAAUGCAAGGAUAUAUAUGCAGAUUUUCCUGACUUACAAGUUAUUAUAGACAAAUACAUGAUUUGUACGAACGAAUGGGGAAAUAUAAAUGCUGAUGGUGAUCAAAUAUCCACAAUCAAACCUACGGCGGAAGGAUGUUCUGCCUUAAGAUAUGGGAAUGACCACGGUGGGCCUCUCAUAACUUGGAUUGGAGGACAUGAAGUUCUUAUUGGAGUCGCAUCAGUCUUCCGCGUCAACGCGAAUUCACAAUGCGAAGGACCGUAUUUAUUCACAAGCACUCAGUGCAACGGAGCGUUCUUAUAUUGUGUUUUAAAUUCUGAUAAGAGACGAAAGAACUCCAUAUGUGACCAAUCGCCGCGUACACGAGGCUUCGAUAUGGUUCAUAGACGCAUCUCGUGGGCAAAUCAUCCGGACGGACCUGCGGAAAAUGAAGUAGUCAAAAUUAGGCCUCAAAUUCCUAUAGGAAUUUUUGCACAAGCAAAGUCUCGUAAGAGCUCAUAA
This is a messenger RNA of Parnassius apollo (apollo), 1038 nucleotides long. The record is from the annotation of a GenBank genome assembly. Lineage: Eukaryota; Metazoa; Arthropoda; Insecta; Lepidoptera; Papilionidae.